AUGACUGGGGAGAUUAUAACACUUCAAAUUGGGCAGUGUGGAAACCAGGUGGGGAAGCAAUUUUGGUCACAAUUGAUUAAAGAACAUGGCAUCGGUAAAGAUGGACAAAGCGCAGUUGGUGAUGCAAGUAAGGAUGGAAUAGUCAGAGAUGAUGAUCCCACCACAUUUUUUAGGCAAAAUGAUAGCGAUCGAUUCACGCCACGGGCUUUAAUGUUUGAUCUAGAGCCAAGUGCCAUCGCAGGAGUACAAAACGCAUUUCCAGGAUUGUUCAAUGAUAGAAACGUAUGGGUAUCGAAGGAAGAAUUGGGAGCUGGAAAUACGUGGUCAAAGGGCUACGAUUACGGUUUGGAGAACCAGGAAGAGUUUAUAAACAUGAUUGACAAAGAAAUAGACGCAACAGAGAAUUUCGAAGGAUUUCAACUUUUGCACUCCGUUGCUGGCGGUACCGGGUCUGGUCUCGGAUCCAAUUUCCUAGAAGCCCUAUCAGACAGGUACCACAAAAAGAUCGUUACCACAUAUUCAGUGUUCCCCAGUAAUGAAUCUGAAGUGGUCAUUCAACCAUACAAUACAAUUCUGACUCUACGAAGGCUGAUCGAAAACAGCGAUGGAUGUGUAGUUUUCGACAACAACGCUCUUCUGAACCUGGCCACAAGAGUUUUCCGAGAUAGAAAUACCAGCUACGAACAGACCAACCAGCUAAUUGCAAGCGUUUUGUCUUCCGUCACCAAUAGUUUGAGGUUUCCCAGCUACAUGUACAACUCACUUCCGAGCAUAUUCUCUACUUUAGUCCCAACCGCGGACCUGCAUUUUCUUGUACCGAGCUUCACACCUUUUACCGCAGACUUCAUUCCACAGGUACGAGAUUCAAAGAAAAGUUCAGCGUAUGACGUUGUACUGGAUUUAUUCGAUAAAAACAACGGUAUGGCUCUUCGAAGUAAUGACACACCUGUUUAUCUCAGCAUUUUUGACUCAAUCAUCGGUCCUGCUGAUCAAUCAGAUGUAACAAGAGCCAUUAUCAAGGCACAGCAACGCAUCAAGUUCCCACCUUGGUCGCCUACUGCAUUACACGUUAAUGUGGGAAGAAAGUCUAUUUACAAUGUGACAACAGAUCAUGACAGAGUCAGUGGUAUGAUGCUGGCCAAUACAAGCUCUGUCACUACCCUAUUGCAAAAUGCCUGCUCGAGUUUCGAUGUGCUGUUCCAAAGAGGUGCGUUUGUUCACAUGUAUCAAAACGGAAAAAUGUUCCAAAAUGGGGUCGAUGAGUUUGUGGAGUCUCGCGAAGUUGUCCAGUCAUGCAUCGACCAGUAUUUUGCUGCCGAACAGGAGACUUUUCUGGAUGACGUUCUCAUUGAAGAUGAAAACAUGGUUGGCGAUGUUGAUGGAUUGGACGCUGAUGGUGAUAACAUUAUUUGA
Molecule: messenger RNA, 1413 nt
Organism: Lachancea sp. 'fantastica'
Lineage: Eukaryota; Fungi; Ascomycota; Saccharomycetes; Saccharomycetales; Saccharomycetaceae
Source: the annotation of a GenBank genome assembly